Molecule: messenger RNA, 5034 nt
Organism: Symbiodinium sp. CCMP2456
Lineage: Eukaryota; Dinophyceae; Suessiales; Symbiodiniaceae
Source: the annotation of a GenBank genome assembly
AUGAAUCCGGACGAGGUUGUCCCUGCCGAGGCUGGGGAGGUCAACUUGCUGAAGGUCAGGCCCCAGGAGGUCCUAGGCAUUGUGAGCGAUGCCCCUCCAGCUGUGUGCUACUGUGUGCUGAGCAGACCCGGCGGUUUCCUGCUGGUCCUGCCUUCCGGUGUUUUCUCCCCGGGCGUUUUGCAAGAGGCCGCCGACCAAGGCUUCUCAAGUGUGAUAGGUCCCUCCACCGUGAUCACUGCUCCCGCCGUGGAGCUUGCCGAGUCCGGGGAAUGGCUAGGCGUCUAUCCUCAGAGGAUGAUAGAGGUUACCCUCAUAGACUUCGGAGAAACAGCUGCCGGGGGCCUCGAGCCUCUACUGGAAGGCCUGCCCGAGUGUACUCCCUUUGUGGCCGAAUCGCCGAUGCUCUUCCCUUUGGCCACGAGCGUAACCGCGGCUGCUGUCGAGUGGACAGCCAACAUGGAGGGAGACCGGGGAGCAGGCUACAUCACCGCCGAGGAGCUCCUGCCCGAACAGGCUUUGCCUUCCGCACCUUUGUUGGAGCGCAGGCCGAAGGCGGAAGCUCGGCCAAAGAAACCCACAAUGGCGGCCCUGGCUUCUCAGCAAGAGGGAAUCAUGCAGGCCUUGCAAGCCCUGUCAACCCAAGUGCAACAGCUCGCGAGCAACCCGCCGCCUCCGCAAACCGGCCCAGCACCCCUGGUAGGCCCAGCUCCCUUAGGUGGAAACAGGUCAGCACUUGCCGCUCCGGUCUCCGCCGCGAUCGCAGCUUCCCCUGCUGCCCCUCGCCAGCUUGCGAGCCUGCUAGGAGCUCCACCGAGGGCCAAGGCGGCGUUUUCCGUCGCAGGGUUUGGUGCACCAGAGGCCGUGGCCCCUGGUCCUUUGGACGGGGAUCCUUUGGACGAGGACGCAGUGUCGGGGGGCCCUCUUGCCUCCGCUCUCCUUGCUCAGAGCAAGGCCCUCACUACUUUAGUGGCUCAGUUGGCCGGUGGCGGCGAUCCGAUGUCAGACUUAGCAGCGAGCGGGCCGAACUCCAUAUCAGUGAAAGGAUCUGCCGCCAGGAUGAAACUGCAGAGGGAGCUCCACGGGCGAGCAGGUGGCUUCUUUGCCAAGGUGCAGGAGGCUGCAAGGCGGAGGAUGGAGCCCACGGCUCAGCUAGGAAAUCUCCCGGAGGAGCUUCAGCGGCUCCCCGUCAUGACCCGGUACUUCGAACGUUUCGGCGGCUUCAGAGACCAGAGGACCUGGGGGCUGGUCAUGUGGCAACUGGCGCAGGCUUUCGACCUGCUUGCUUCCGAUCAGCUGGAGGGGGCGAAAGACAGACUCGCCCUUCUGAUCGUAAUGAUCGACCAGACUGUGCUAGAUGCUGGGCAGCCCGACCUUGGCUGGAUUCUCUCCUUGCAGGAGGAUCCGCCCACUCCUUUGUGGCUGGCCGUUGCCCUGAGCUAUGUGAAGGAGAUGGAGACGCUGUCUUCCAAGAGGUCGGAGCUCUCGCGUGCAAAGGCCCCGAGCUCCGGCACCGCCGUUGACAAAGAAGCAGCAAAGAGCCAGGCUGAGGAAAGUGUCCAGGUCUCCCCUCCCCCUGCCGCGCCUUCACUACCACCUGCUGCUGGGAGUCAGGUCUUCCAAGGUUCCCUAGGCUCCGAAGCCGCCGAAGGCUGCGCCCUCUCUGCUCUGGUCGUCACUCCCCAGCCUGUCCCUGACGAAGAUCGGGCGGCUGGGCCGUCUUCCGACUGCCGUCACGAGAGGCCCGCCUGUACCAUAAGCACCACGACCCCACCGUUGCAACCGGGAGUGUCAGAUGCAUCCCCAUUUGAUGGAGUCCCUGACUUUUGCUCCGAAUUUGACUUUUGGUCCUGGGCGGCGGCUCUUCCCCGCCUGGUUCUUUCCUCGAGGACUUCAUUUGCAAAGUUCCUCCGCACAUCCUUUUGCAUUCGCGAGCGGGGCGAAACAGCCCUUGACACCGCCCUUGUUCCUCUGCCGGUUCCUGACGUUUCAGUGUUCGGCCCAGGCUCCUUGCCCGGCUGGGCUGAUAACCCCGGCCCCUCUGCCAAAGCAAAGGAACUUGUCAUCCUGGCCUCGCUUGCGCCGGUGAUGUCUUCGGAUAUCUCGGCUCCCUUCCUCUCUGACAUCUUCUGCUCAGAUGCCUCGAUGCACAGAGGGGCCUUUUGCUCCUCCCCUCAGCCGCUCGCGGUCUCCUCCGCCCUUUGGCUGUGCGCUGACAAGAAAGGAUCGUACACCAUGCUCGAUCCGAGAGAUCACUCUGCUGUCGAUGACGAGGAGGAAGGCGAGGUUCCCUUCUCCGAGGUCGGGCCCGAAAAGCCCCUUGCCUUCGACUUUGAUGUGGUCUGUGUUUUCGCAGGCUCCGAGGGUAUAGCUGACUGCUGUGCUUCGCUUGGGCUUCGCGUGUCUCCUAUCCUCGACCUGCGCUCCUCCGUUGAGUUUGACGUUUGCAGCCCCGUCGUUCAAGACUGGCUCUGCAACCUUCUUUGGAAAGGAAAGGUUCCAAGGCUUUCUCAGGCUCCCUGUCCAGAGGUUUUCUGGGUCAGCCGUGCCUCGCCGGGGCAGGCUGGGAAAGGCGUAGCCAGUCUGCUGAAAGGGAUCGUUAAGGCUUCGCAGCCUGAUCGGCCUCCCUCCCCUGGGCUGGAAAACCUCGCCAUCAACGAUGUCCUCUCCGCCGGCUCUUGGACCGUUGAAGGAGUAUGGCAGUGGGAAAAGCAGAGGCACAUCAACGCCCUGGAGACCGAAUCCGUGGUCUCCUUGCUAAGAGGCCUGGCCAAGUCCAAAGGAGAUUCCAGGCCGGUCUGCAUUGUGGAUUCCUCCUGUGCUAAAGGAGCUUUGGCAAAGGGGAGAUCAUCCGCGCACUUGCUCAGGCCUGCCCUCAGACGUGCAGGAGCUAUUUGCGUUGCUGGAGGACUGUUCCCGGCUUAUGCGUAUGGCCCGACCCGUUUGAAUGUCUCCGACGACCCCACUAGGUCGGCCGACUUAAGGGAGGCAGCAGGGGCCAGCCUUCUUGAGGGCCUCUCCGAAAGGGGUAUCGACUGUGCGGCCAAGAUUGGUGGCCUCAGUAAGUGCCGGGCGAACUGGGUCAGACUGUCGGCUCUCCUUGUAGGGCCGUUCAGCAAGGAAAGUUUUCUGCUGGCCUUGUCCCUCUUCCCCUACAGGGCAGUCCCGCACGAUCCUCCAGCUCUCCUCUACUGCGCGCCGGUCCCUGGUUUGCACCCUGCAGAAGAGUUUGCCGCCAGAGCGCUUGAGGAAGAAAGACUCCUGCCCUCCGUUCUCGGGACCCUCUUAACUCUGUUGCCCGGAGCAGGUAGAGUGCGUUUUGCCCGAGAGCAAGAGGCAGUAAAGUACUGGACAUCCGGCCUCUAUUCACAAGGCCCGUUCCGAGGCCUCAGGUCUGACAGCGUCAGGUUUCCCUUCGCCACCAGGCUUGUUUGUCGCAUCGUUGCCCAGGUUGCCCCAGGCUUCCCCUUCACGACUGUUGCUUUGCUCCACCAGGUGCGCUCAACUUUGCACAAAGAUAGGAAUAACCUGAAGGGCCUCCCGAGCCUUGUCUUCCCUGUUUCCUCUUUCAAAGACGGGCAAAUUUUCGUAGAAGGAGGGAAGGCCGAACACGAGAUUAGCUUCGAUGGCUCUCCUCCCCUGCGAGGUGAGCUGCUUCAGGUCUGCGAAGGCCCUGUUUUCCUUGACGGACACCGCCAGCAUGCCACUUUGGACUGGACAGGCCUCCGCCAGGUUGCCGUCGCCUUCUGCAUAAAGGACCCCUGGAGAGUCCCCCUGCAGCCUUGCCGGAAGGCCCGCGAGUUAGGCUUUUGCUUCCCCAGACAUGAUAGGGGCUGGAUUCGCCCAGGAGGCUUCUCCCGUCGCUUUGAUGCCACGCUCGGUUUCCCGGGUGAGGGGCCCACCUUCAUCAUCCCUGUCAUUCUUUGGGGCCUCAGUUGGUCUUGCCCUGCCGUCCUUUUAGGCCCCAGAAACGCCGCUGAUCGUGCCCGAGCUGAGAGGAGGUCCCCGGCAGGUCUCCCGUCCGGUCGUGUCGUCCUUCCGCGUACAGGGUCUUACAGGGUUGAGCUAGCCGCAGCUUUCUCCUCAUGGAUGGUCGAAGUGACUGGAGUUUCCUUGCAACAACUCCUCGACAAGAAGCCCUUCGACGCAGAGGCAGUUGCUGAUGCUCUUGUCAGGUAUGGGCGCGACCUGUAUGGUUCAGGGCGCCCGUACUGGCAUUACGCUGAGACUAUCAACUCAGUAACUUCGAUGAAACCUGUACUUCGUCGUCAGGUGCAAGCGGCUUGGGACUUAGGUUUUGCCUGGCAAGCCGACGAGCCCUACUCUCAUCACACAGCUAUUCCCCCGGCGGUGCUCAUUGCGGUCAUUACAGCGUGCCUUCUAUGGGGAUGGGUACGUGAAGCAGGCUGCUUUGCUUUGGCUUUCGGAGGAGUUAUGAGGAUAGGUGAGGUUUUUGCCGCGACUAGGAGGUGCCUUAUCCUCCCGAAGGACGUCAACGACUCCCAGCCCUUCGUGCUGGUCAAGAUCGAGGAACCCAAAACGCGGCACCGAGGGCCUCGCCACCAAGCAGCUAAGGUUGAAGCUUCAGAUCUGGUGCAAGUUAUAACGAUCGCUUUCUCAACACUUCAAGCUGGCGAAAAGCUCUGGCCCUUUUCGCCUCAAACUUUGAGGAAACGAUUUGAUACCUUGCUUAAAAAGGUCGGAGCAUCGCCAGCUCCCAGUUCGGUGCGAUCCCUGGACCUUGGCUCCUUCCGGGCAGGCGGAGCCACGUACCUUCUUCAGCUGACUGAAGACUCUGAGUUAGUCCGCAGACGAGGCCGUUGGGCCUCAUCGAAAGUGAUGGAGGUCUAUCUUCAAGAAAUCGCUGCCUGCACCUUCCUGCCGGCCCUCUCAAGCGAUCAAAAGAGAGCAGUCUUCACUUUCGCUGCAGGCUUUCAAUCAGUUCUUCGACAGGCGGUACUAUGGUCCAACGAAGGCAUAGAGAGCAAUGUUUGGUACAGACUAUGGCCUGGAGAUUUGUCGGCACACGAGAGGUAA